This is a messenger RNA of Sceloporus undulatus (fence lizard), 935 nucleotides long. It is a transcript of the gene PNMT, whose product is annotated as phenylethanolamine N-methyltransferase. NCBI's taxonomy places the organism in Eukaryota, Metazoa, Chordata, Lepidosauria, Squamata, Phrynosomatidae. Gene Ontology annotation, molecular function: phenylethanolamine N-methyltransferase activity. The coding region runs from base 1 to 801 and encodes 266 amino acids. Gene Ontology annotation, cellular component: cytosol. The record is from RefSeq and is a predicted model, not a curated record. The transcript is spliced from 3 exons.
AUGAAUGCCAUUGGAGUGGCAGCGGUGGCUGAAAGCUACCAGACAUUCAACCCCAGGGCCUACUUGCAGAAUAACUAUAUGCCACCUCGUGCUAACUUCACAAGUGAAGAGUUUGCUGUGCCUUGGAAACUCCGUCGACUGGCAGAUGCCUUUGCCACAGGGAAAAUCCAUGGCAAGACUCUUAUCGAUAUUGGCUCAGGCCCCACCAUCUACCAGCUCCUCAGUGCCUGCGACUUUUUUGAUGAGAUUGUGGCUACUGACUACUUGGAAGUGAACCGGUCUGAGAUCCACAGUUGGGUGCAUGGUGACAAUCCAGGGGCAUUUGACUGGUCCCCAUAUAUCCAGCAUGUCUGUAAGAUUGAGGGGAAAGGGGAACCCUGGAAAGAGAAAGAGCAGAAGCUCAAGAAGAAGCUCAAGAAGAUCCUUCCCAUUGAUGUCCACCAACCCAAUCCAUUAGGUUUUGUGCUCAGCCAACCAGCUGAUGCCUUGGUCUCUACUUUCUGCAUCGAGGCUGUGAGCCCAGAUCGACCAAGCUUUGAUCGAGCUCUUCAGAACGUCACCACCCUCCUCAAGCCUGGUGGCCAUUUCCUUAUGAUCGGGGGUUUGGAAGAGUCCUUCUACUUGGCUGGAGAAGCCAAACUGUCAGUUGUACCCAUGAAGGAAGAAGACGUCAAGGAAUCUUUUAUCAAGGCUGGCUAUCGCAUCCACGACUUCCACUCCUACUCUAUGCCACCAAGCCUGAAGAUUGGUGUGGAUGAUGUACAAGGGAUCUUUUUCAUCAAUGGGCAGAAGUCAGCUUGAUUCCAAACUGAUCAGUGGCUCCAUCCUGCCCCUCACCAAAGAAACAUCAUAUUGCAUUAUACAUAGGUAGAAAGCUUGCUCGCUUAUACUGUUACCUCCUGUGCUAGUGCUGCUAUGCUCAAGAGCUGUGCAUU